Cylindrotheca closterium is the source of this 720-nucleotide messenger RNA. The record is from the annotation of a GenBank genome assembly. NCBI's taxonomy places the organism in Eukaryota, Bacillariophyta, Bacillariophyceae, Bacillariales, Bacillariaceae.
AUGAAGACUCCUGAAUCCGUUUUGAAGAAGCAAGCCACUCAAAAGAAGCUUGCUGAUGCUGCUGCCGCCGCCGCUGCUGCCGCCGAAAAGAAGGCUGCGGAAGACGCCAAGAAGUUCGUCGCCAACGCUGAAAAGUACGACGCGGAAUACGCCAAAGCCCAAAGGGAAGCCAUUGACAACCGCCGCAAGGCCAAGGUCGACGGUGGAUUCUUUGUCCCCGCCCAGCCCAAGGUCGCCCUUGUCAUCCGUAUCCGCGGUACCAUCGGUGUCUCCCCCAAGGCGAAGAAGGUCAUGCAACUAUUCCGUCUUCGUCAAUUGCACAAUGCUUCCUUUGUUCGUCUGAACGAAGCUACCAUUCGCAUGUUGCGAUUGAUCGAACCUUACGUCACUUACGGUUACCCCACCAGAGAGACCAUCCAAAAGCUCAUCUGGAAGCGUGGAUUCGGAAAGAUCAACAAGCAACGCAUCCCCAUUGGUGACAACAAGGUUAUUGGAGAGGGACUUGGAAGUGUCGGUAUCGAGUGCGCUGCUGACUUGAUCAACGAGCUUUACACUGUUGGACCCAACUUUAAGGCCGCCAACAACUUCUUGUGGCCUUUCAAGCUAUCCAACCCCAGUGGAGGAUUCUCUUCCAAGACCAAGCUUCUUCACUUUUUGGAAGGAGGAGAAGCUGGUGCUCGUGGAGAAGAAAUCAACAAGCUUGUCAAGAAGAUGAUCUAA